AUGGUUCUACCACAGAGCGCCGAUGUCUCCAGCUCGACGCUGGCACUUUCUAGGACGGGAUCGCCGUCGCUCCAACCUCUGUCCCCUCCCCCUCCCAGGGAAGUCGAGAAGUACGAAAAGAGAGCACUCCCGCCAGUGCCGCUCAAGAGAGACUCAAUCGUGUCCAACUUCAGCAAGGAGGUUGAUGAGGCUCUGGCCACGCCCGACCCAGUGGACACCCCUGAGGGUAGUAUCGUCCCUUUCAUUUACUGCCCACCUCUGUCUCCCAGGGCUGCGCCAGAAGAUGGAGACGCUGAGUUUGUCGAAGACAUAGACUAUCCCACGGACAGCAAGCCGGGAAGAGGUGAUCUGAAGCUCGCAACGGGUGAUCUCUCUGGCGCAGCGACGGCCAGUGUCAUUUCCCCAAAGGUCGCCAAAAUAUUGGGGGUGGGGAACCCCCGGAAGAAUACGCCGUCAGGGCACGAGUCCCCCGAAAAGGUGAAGAGACUUGUAGGCUUUGAGCUUGCGUGCGAGGGUGGCAAGGCGCAGCAUAAGCAGCACCGCUCGGAGCAGUACGGACAGCUUCACGGCGAGGUCUCUCCCCUGAGCAACGCUAGCAGCCCCUACGAGCACGACGGUCCCAGGACCGCUGUCUCCGACGUAGACGCCGAGGCGGAGGUCGGCGGCAGACAGUUCUCCUCGGCGCCGAGUCCGAGCGAUCUUUCCAACCCUGAAAGGCUUCAUCGACACAGUACAGGGUCAUCCCCCUUCCCCAGUCCUUUGCGCAUCGUGAAGCCUGUGAGGCCCAGCCGUAGUCCGCAUAGGAAGGGGACGGAGACCCCCGGGGCCUGCUUCCAGGGCGACAUGGACUCAGGUGCCUGGUCCGGCCGGCCUACGCCUAGCGACAGGCCUAAUUCUGAUCUGUACCACGAAGCGGCGAAGCAGCUGGCCAUGGAGGAUGCUCUAGCAGCGCAGCGCGCAAAGCAGAACGCCGCCAGGCAACUCACCAUCCAGCAGCUCCUACAAGAGGACAGGGAAAGCAGCGCCGGCGGCUACCACAGAUCCAGAUCCACGCCCACACAGCUGCCUGCUCUCCCGCAUCAGUAUCAGCCGUCUCUUGCUGACACCCGGCCGUCACGGAGCACCGAAAGACUGCAACCCAUCUGGCGGCCGCCCAACGCCCAGCAAGAUUGUCCUCGCGCCGUAAGCGCCAGCACCUUCGGCCGACUCACUCCCCGCUUCCACGUCCAAGAACGCUCUGCCUUGCCCUACCUAUCCCCCGAGCCCGGACCGCGCAGCGUGUUCGAAUUCGACUCGGACGAUCACGGCGCUGGCACCGUCGGCACUCCUGAAACAGGCGGGUCCAUCCCCCUCUCCAUUCCAUCGAGCGGCGGCGACUGCCCCAACUCAGCCUCCCGCCCCCGGCACACCAGCUCCUCCAUGAUGGCCAAGGUCUUCCGCCGCAUCUCGGCCAGUCCAACCACGCCGACCCCGCCCGUGCCGAACAACACCCCGCUGGAAGCAUCAUUCCCGCGUUCCUCUUGCCGCCCACAUUAUAGGACAGAUACCUUUCCAUCCAUUCCCACCAUGUACUCCCACUCCUCUUUCUCAACCAACAACAACAUCAUCAACAACAAGAAAAUAAAAGCCAAACCCUCCAUGUCCGCCCUGGCGUCCGCCGCCGCAGCAAAGACCAACGACAUCGUCAGCGCAGCCGCCGAGUUUAUCGCCAACAAGAGCAGUAUGAGCAUGGGCAUGGGCGUCGGUGGUAAGGAGAGGCAGCGGCAGAGGCUGAAGAGCAGUAUCCGGGUACUGCCGGACGGGAGGCAGGUUAUGGCGCCGGGUUCUUUCGCUUCAGCUUCUUGUUCCUCUUCUUCUUUUCCCGGUCCUGAUACUGGUACUGCCCUCGUCAAUGCUCCUCCUCCUCCUCCGGGUUCGGGUAGGAGUCGUGGUGGCGGUGGCGGUGGUGAUGGUGGUGAUGGCGUCCGAGGCAGAAUGGGUUCCGUGCCUGCUCCUUCUGCGGCGCCUGUGAUGAGUCCGGACUUUGACUAUGCCGGCAUGCAUGCUGCUGGCAGGGAAAUGUCGCCCGGCAGACCUGGGCUUGGAUACAGCCAGACGGCGGGGGGGUCGAAUGUGGACUUGGGCUACAUUCCAAUGGGGAGGGAGAGCCCCAGCCUGAGAACUGGGAGUGGGAGUGGGAAUGGUGGUGAGAAGAGUGCGAGGAGCAGUCCCGUGCCUGACCGGGGGAGGGGCUGA
This is a messenger RNA of Chaetomium strumarium, 2235 nucleotides long. RefSeq lists its product as uncharacterized. NCBI's taxonomy places the organism in Eukaryota, Fungi, Ascomycota, Sordariomycetes, Sordariales, Chaetomiaceae. Bases 1 to 2235 code for a protein of 744 amino acids. The transcript has a single exon. The record is from RefSeq and is a predicted model, not a curated record.